Messenger RNA from Oldenlandia corymbosa var. corymbosa, 924 nucleotides. NCBI's taxonomy places the organism in Eukaryota, Viridiplantae, Streptophyta, Magnoliopsida, Gentianales, Rubiaceae. The record is from the annotation of a GenBank genome assembly.
AUGCCUGAGUCAACAUCAAGAUACUCGUUUGAGAGUAUUGCUCUGGACUUGAGCGAUUGUAUUGGGAUUGAAAGCGGUGUUGAUUUGAUUAGUAAUGUAGAUUUAGGUGGGGUUUCUUCUGGUGGUGGUAUAAGUGGUGGUGUUACUACUGCUGGGGAGAGGAGCGGCGGCGGCGAACGGUGGCCGGAAAAAAUGGAGAAGGAGUUUCCGCCGCCGAUUCCCUGGUUGGCCCGUACUGAAAACCUGCCUUGUUUCAUGAAACGGUAUUACACCGAUGACGGGAGAUUGGUCAUCGUGGAGGAGAAAGUCCAGAGGCAGGAUUAUUUCCGGGCAGACCGUUCUGAUGGCCGCCUCACUCUCCGUCUAAUCCCCAUCAAAGACGACGGAGAAGACGUCGUCGCCGCCGAUGAGGAGGAGGAGGACGGCGGGGUUGGGAGGGUUGUUGGCGGAGAAGAGGGAGGAGGUUAUGAUCAAACGGUGGUUGUAGGAGGGGAAGAAUCGAUAAUGGCGACGACCAAUCUUGGAAAUGGAGUGGCGGUGGUGGGCAACGGCGGCGGCGGCGGCGCCGGGGGUGGGAAUAUGUAUCAUCAGUACUGUAAUCUGAGUAGGAAUUCUUGUAUGUUUGGUGGAGGAAGUGGGGUGGCGGUGGCAGCGGUUAGAUCUGUUCAUACAUAAGCUUAUUCUUCGGCUUAUGGAUAUAUACAAUUAUACAUGCAUUACUAUUUUACUGCUGUCCUUUUUUAUGUUAAAAAGAGGAUAUACCAUAUUUUGACAGUAAGGAAGGGGAAGGAUUAAAAAAAAAGAUAAUUCAUGAUUUAAUUAUUUUUCUUCGGGUAAUUCUUGAUCUGAUCCAUUUAAUUAGAGGUUUCAAAAUUGGGGCAUGUUUUGGGGGAGUUGGGUUUGAAUUUGAAACGUAAAUUGCAA